Messenger RNA from Centropristis striata (black sea bass), 1292 nucleotides. It is a transcript of the gene mycbp, whose product is annotated as MYC binding protein. Gene Ontology annotation, biological process: regulation of DNA-templated transcription. The record is from RefSeq and is a predicted model, not a curated record. NCBI's taxonomy places the organism in Eukaryota, Metazoa, Chordata, Actinopteri, Perciformes, Serranidae. Gene Ontology annotation, cellular component: nucleus. Gene Ontology annotation, molecular function: transcription coactivator activity. The coding region runs from base 155 to 448 and encodes 97 amino acids. The transcript is spliced from 5 exons.
AUCAGUAAAAAAAAAAAAAAGUAUUUCCGCAUGUUUAAAGUGUUGUUAUGGGCAACGAGUCCACCUCCUGUGUGUUAGACUGAAGCAGCUAAAACUCUACUCACCUGACGCUAGGUUUUAGUCACCUGUAAAUAACAUAGCUUUCGUCGCCUCGAUGGCCCAUUACAGAGCGUCAGAAUCGAAGCGAGAACAAUUUAGAAGAUAUCUUGAAAAAUCAGGAGUCAUUGACACUUUAACAAGUGUUUUAGUGGCACUUUAUACAGAGACUGACAAACCCAACGAUGCACUGGAUUUCAUAAAGCUUCAACUCUGUGCGGCCCGCUCAGAGCCGGCAGACGCUGAGGCUCUUCGCGUGGAGCUGGCUGACCUGCAACAGAAAUACAACCUGCUCAUGGAGGAGAACCAAGAGCUGAGAAACAGGCUGAUGCAGUACGAAUCCACCACCUGAGGAGGGAGCAGCACAGUAAAAGGAGGGUGUUUGUCAUUUCUGUCUGGGGUAAAAAAACAAAAACAAAAUGUUUAUUACAUAAUAAUGCAUGUAUAGUUAACAUAAAAUCAGUUAUUUUUUGUUAUACAACAAGAAGAAACUUUUGCUAUGUUAUAAAUAAAAAUGUCUUCCUCUUGAUGUCCUAAAUUGAUAAUAUUUCCUGUUUUCAACCAGAGGCACUGCUUACAUAUCACCUGAAAUAGAUACAUUAAAAAUGCUUAAAACAGAAACAUUUUAAUAAAAAUAAGUCUGAUAAAUGACAGCAAAUUCAAGACAAAUUUUUAUUCAUGUCACUGAACAAACACAAAGAUAUUUAGAAAUACAUUUCCAUAGUGUGUGAAACAUUCAGAACUGAGUAUAUUUUAUGUUUAAGUGCACUCCAUGUUUAAUGUUCUGACUGAGGAACUUUUAGGCAUGCUGUAACAUGUCACUGAUUUAAAGUAUCCAGUUGUGUAACAGCACGUUGUGACCUGAAACAACAUUAUAGAUUUGUGGCGCAGUUUUCCAUUCCCCUCUAAUCAUUCAGACAGAGAUUUAGCAUGCAGUCAGAUCAUUAAAUGUCCAUUUGGAUCUCUGUAAAAAACCUGUCAAUGUUUGGAAACAGUUCACUGUGGUCUGACCACCUGUUGAAAUCUGAGAAGUAGAUUUAAAUUUAAAUAUGAUCAGAAGGUGUAAAAUGCAUAAUCUCCAUAGCAGUAAAGGCCUUCGUGCUUCUUUAUAAGAACUUUAAAUGUGUGAAAAGUGCAGUAAUGUUGUGUUCACAUAACUGCACCCACACAUGGCUCCGUGAGAGUUUAUGUUGGGA